Molecule: messenger RNA, 4546 nt
Organism: Drosophila obscura
Lineage: Eukaryota; Metazoa; Arthropoda; Insecta; Diptera; Drosophilidae
Product: probable cationic amino acid transporter
Exons: 13
Coding region: 733-3192 (819 amino acids)
Biological process (GO): transmembrane transport; amino acid transport
Cellular component (GO): plasma membrane
Molecular function (GO): amino acid transmembrane transporter activity
Source: RefSeq, a predicted model, not a curated record
ACAGAGAGAGAGAUAGGGAGACAGGACAGUGUUGGGCAGAGACAAAAAACUGAAAACGAAACUGAAAAGAAAGUGAAAAUUUGCCUAACGUGGACAAGUGCAAAAGAAAGGAGGAGAGGGGUGAGAUCCUUCAGACGUGAAACUGUUGAAUAUAGAAUGACGUUGCUGAGAGAAAUCAAUGUGGAAAACAACAAAAAAGCAACAGUAGCAGCACCACCAGCACGAGUAACUGUAAACUUAUCCUCAACAACAGCAACAGCAGCAGCAGAAGCAGCAGCAGGCGAAGGAACAGUAGCAGCAGGAGCUGCGAAAACAACAGAAGAAGCAACAGCAACAUCAAGAAGCUCACCACGCAAGCAGAGAUAAAGCGAAGAAGGUCAUCAAGCUGCAAAGCAAAGAAUAGGAAAGCGCCUGAAAGAAGAGUUAGAACUAGUGGGAAAAGGGCAACAGCCAGAACCGGAAGAAUCCCAAGGAAGCAGCAGAAGAUCAGCAACACACAAAUACAGCAAGCAGCACCACAUACACACACAACAACAACAACAACAAAAAAAACAAUUCAUCAUCUCACUUUGCCAUUUUAUUGGCCACUCUUUCACCGUUCCGUUCGAUUGUUGGUGCUGUUGCUGGGUCCUCCAUUGACUUUAAAUAGAAGAAGUUGUGCUCAACGCAUCUGAUUGCUGUUGCUGCAUUUGGCUAGCGGGGGUGGAAAGGGAAGCAAGAAAGAAGAACGCAAUGAAGCCAUCGGAUUUGUUGUUGGUGCUAGAGAAGGUCAAGUUCAGGGUGCCAUUGCCGCCUGGCGUUAGCUCGACGACGCUCCUACCGAAGCUCAUACGCACCAAGGAUGUGAGGCAGCUGCAGGACGGCAAUGCACAGCCACAGAAGCCCAAGCUGACGAAAUGUCUGAACACUUUGGACCUGACCUCGCUGGGCAUCGGCUCCUGCUGUGGCACUGGCAUGUAUCUGGUCGCCGGCAUGGUGGCCCAGAAGAUAGCCGGACCCGGUGUGAUUAUUAGUUUUAUUAUAGCCGCCAUAGCGAGUAUUUUCUCAGGCGCCUGCUAUGCGGAAUUUGGCGUUCGUGUGCCACACACAUCCGGCUCGGCCUAUAUGUAUUCAUAUGUGGCAGUUGGCGAAUUUGUAGCUUUUAUAAUUGGUUGGAACAUGAUAUUGGAAUAUCUAAUAGGAACAAGUGCCUGUGCCUGUGCUUUAAGUUCUAGCUUCGAUUCCCUGACUGGCAAUGCCAUUGCGCGCACGAUAAGCGAGUCCAUUGGCACAAUAUUCGGCAAACCACCGGACUUUAUAGCCUUUGGCAUAACGCUACUCAUGACCUGCGUAUUGGCGAUGGGCGCCAGCAAGUCGGUCAUCUUUAAUCAUUCCCUGAAUGCCGUCAAUCUGGCCACAUGGGUCUUUGUCAUGGCUGCCGGCCUUUUCUAUGUGGACACGAAGACGUGGUCGGAACAUCAGGGAUUCCUGCCCUAUGGCUGGAGUGGUGUAUUCUCUGGGGCCGCCACAUGCUUCUAUGCAUUUAUCGGAUUCGACAUAAUUGCAACAACCGGCGAGGAGGCGCAUAAUCCACAGAAGAGCAUACCGAAGGCCAUUGUGGGCUCCCUGGUUGUGGUUUUGAUUGCCUAUGUCAGCGUCAGUCUAGUCCUUACUUUAGUCGUGCCCUAUGAUCACAUCAACACGGGAGCGGCUCUGGUCCAGAUGUGGUCGUAUGUGAAUGCACCCAAGUGCCGUGCGGUGGUGGCGAUUGGGGCCACAGCUGGUCUGUCCGUGGCCAUGUUUGGCUCAAUGUUUCCGAUGCCGCGCGUCAUCUAUGCCAUGGCCCAGGAUGGCCUGAUUUUCAGACAACUCUCGCAGCUGUGGCAGCGCACCAAUGUGCCUGGUCUGGCCACCAUUGGCAGUGGACUGGCUGCGGCUUUGGUCGCCCUCACCAUACGCCUGGAGAUACUCGUUGAGAUGAUGUCCAUUGGCACCCUGCUGGCCUAUACCCUGGUCUCGACAUGUGUCCUGGUGCUGCGCUACCAGCCGCACAGCACCUCGUUGGUGGAACUGUUGCCCGCCCAGCUGCGUACCCCGGUGGCACCGGGCACCGUCAGCGAUUCGCAUGCAACGCCCGCCGAGGUGCUGGAGGUGCCCAAUAAGCUGACCAUCAAGCGGGUGACACGCGGCAUGUCCGAUUCGGAUGACUCCUUCAUCGAUGACAGCCCCGAGGGCUAUCUGGGCGGGCGGGACGAUCAGUUUCUGGUGUCGGAUCGCUCCGAGAAUAAGUUCUAUGGCAGCGUUCAUGGUGCACCCACCGGACCCACGGGCCAGGCGACCGCCUUCGACACGAUGGGCUUGAACUUUAUCACACGAAAGAUCCAUGACUAUGCGUACCUGUGCCCCGGCUUCUUUCCCUGGAUCAAUCCCGGCCAGGCCACCACCGACAGUGGCAUGUAUGUCACGAAACUAGUUGGAAUCAUGUUCGGCCUCAUAUUCUUCUUGGAUUUGUUCGCGGCCAUUGGGUGGUCCGGUGGCCUAGCCGUCUUCAUUUAUUUAAUUUUGUUUAUCGGCAUAUUUGUGAUAUUAUUGAUUAUAUCGAGACAACCGCAGAAUAGAUAUGCACUGGCCUUUCUAACGCCCGGACUACCCUUCAUACCAGCCAUUGCCAUCACCGUGAACAUCUAUCUGAUAUUCAAAUUAAGCAUCCUGACCCUGGUCCGGUUCACCGUCUGGAUGUCCCUCGGCCUUGUCAUGUACUUCUACUAUGGGAUCACGCACAGCAGCCUGGAGCAGGCCAGCGAUGAUCUCGAGCUGCAUGUGGACAAGGAUUAUAGCAAAAACGUGGAGGAGAAGGCCGUCUGGGAUCAGCAGUCGUAUAAUCAAACCCACGAGCCAGUCUGGGCCAGCAAGGAGGUGAAGCAGCCAUCAAAGCAACGCUACAACUAUGGAAAGUCUUCGUCGUCGUCUACUCAGAGCAGCUCCAGAAAUGCCCAAAGCAAUGCGGCGACAAAGCCGCCAGGCCGCAGCUCAACGGGCACACGGCCAGUGGCGCCAUUGCCGCACACAGGCGCUGGUCAGGCGAAGGGUUCGGGCAAGGGAACGGGAACGGGCACAGGAACGGGAACGGGAGGACCGCCCAUGGAGCGUCAAUAUACCGGGCAGUUUAGCAUGUUUGUGGAUGAGGGCCAGUUCCCGUCGUGGGAAGACUAAAUUGGAAUAUUCAAACCCCUCCUCACCCCGAACCCAUAGUUGUUUUCCCUUUUCCCAAUCCCCGCUCCUGGAUCCUCGGUUGAUAUCCCCUGAUGUGUCCAGCAGGACUGCUGAUCCCCAAAUCCCAAAUCCCACGUUUCGAAUCGGAUAGUCCUGGCAACAAAAAAACUGGGCCGCUCCUCAAGGCGUCGAUCUGUGAUCGUAGCCGUGUACGCUUGGGUGUCCAGAACGGAACCAGUCCCCCAGGUAGAGCUCACUCAACUUGUAUAUACAAUUAGAGAUGUUAAGUUUACCGGAAUAUGUACAUGUAUACGUAUACUCGUUACAUACAUACAUACAUGUUACGGUUAUGGGAAACGUGACGAGACGAGAGACGAGAGGAGACGAGCGAGCGUUUAGCGCUGACCGCCGUUAUACACUUAUACCAUUAUACAACAUUAGUAUAUACAGAUAUAUAUACAUAUACAUACAUACAUAUAUAUACCUAUGCAUAUACUAUUUACAAAACAUAGAUUGGUUAUUAGUGCAAAGUUAUCAAAAAUCCUGUGUAUCCUGUGUAUGCCAUAUACUACAUAUUCUACGUCCCCUCCCUUCCUUUUGUGCUCAGCUUCGAUUGGCGAGCGUUUUGGGUGACGCUGGUCAAUCGGCAUUCAGCACAAGGGACAACAAGGGACAACAAGAGGACACGACGACCCUGGGGGACACUGUACCCUGGAAACAGUAGGACGACAGAUGAAUAUUAUUGGGAAAAGUAAGCAAAAACUGUGUGUGUAAGAGUGCCGGGUGUGCACAACUGUACAUUUUAUACACUCAAUAUUCUCACACACACACACACACACACAUGAUAAUACAUGCAUACAUGCCUAAGCUUAUGGAAAGAGCGAUGGAUCAGUGAAGACUUUUUUUCCACCCCCACAAAAAGAUAUGCGCUGACCGAAAGGAACUUUGCAUUAAGCUUAGGAUCCACACACAGACACAGGGAACACAUCCAAAACACUUAUAGAGACACACACACAUGGACACACAACUCUUAUGUAUUUAUGAUUGUAUUGUUGUUCAAAUAUUUAUGCUACCUGCUAUGCUAUGCAUUUUAUAUAACAUUUUGAAAUUUGACCUUUUUGAUGUAUUUAUGUAUGAAUACAGUUACUACUCUCUCUCCCCUCUCCAAGCCACCUCCCCCCAUCUCAAUCUAUCCACAAUUUUAUUGUUUCCUGAUUCUAGAGGCUCGCGCUAAGCUAAACCACACAUUUUAAAGCGGCAUUUCGCAUUUGUUGUAAUUCAAUAAUUCAUUUUUCUUAACAAAUACCAAACAAGAAAACAAAACAAAAAAAAAAACAAAUUACCGAAGGAAAAG